Molecule: messenger RNA, 2328 nt
Organism: Emys orbicularis (European pond turtle)
Lineage: Eukaryota; Metazoa; Chordata; Testudines; Emydidae
Gene: ANKK1
Product: ankyrin repeat and kinase domain containing 1
Biological process (GO): protein phosphorylation; regulation of cell cycle process
Cellular component (GO): cytoplasm
Molecular function (GO): protein kinase activity; ATP binding; protein binding
Source: RefSeq, a predicted model, not a curated record
AUGGACUGGUGCUUGGGCAGCGUAACCGUUUUUAAUAAGGAGGAUUUUGAAGGGGAGUGGGUCAGGGUGGCGAGCGGAGGCUUUGGGCAGGUGUACCGAGUGAAGCACAAGCGGUGGAGGAUGGUCUAUGCUGUGAAAUGCUCCCCGUGUCUGCUGCCGGAUUCCAGCUCAGACAGCAUGAACUGCCUUGUCGAAGAGGCAGCCAAGAUGGAGAAAAUAAAAUUCCAGCAUAUCUUCUCCAUCUAUGGGAUUUGCAACAGCCCACCGGGGAUAGUGAUGGAAUACAUGGCCCAGGGGUCCUUGGAAACAGUGCUCCCCACCCACAAAUUAUCCUGGCAGCUCAAGUUCCGCAUUAUCCAUGAGACGGGGUUGGCUAUGAAUUUCCUGCACAGCAUGACACCUCCUUUACUUCACUUAGACUUAAAACCAGGGAAUAUUCUUCUAGAUGGGAAUAUGCACGUUAAGAUUUCAGACUUUGGGUUGUCCAGAUGGAUGGAGCAGUCGAGCCGGAUGCAGUACAUUGAGAGAUCAGCCUUGCGGGGCACCCUGAGCUACAUCCCGCCCGAAAUGUUUCUCCACAGCACCAGGCCGCCAGGACCCGAAUAUGAUGUGUAUAGCUUCGGGAUUGUCAUUUGGGAGGUUCUUAUGCAGAAGAAGCCAUAUUCAGGAGCCAACAUGAUGGCCAUCAUAGUCGGGAUUUCAGCAGGCAGGCGGCCCUGCCUAGAGUCCCUCUGUGAUGAGUGGCCAGGGGAAUGCCAGCAGAUGGUUGACUUGAUGAAGAGGUGCUGGGACCAAGACCCCAAAAAAAGGCCACGCUUCACAGAUAUCCCUGUGGAAACUGACAUGCUCCUGUCAUUAAUGCAAAGCCUCCUGGUGGAUCCAGAGAAUGAGCGCCUCGUCAGGAAGGUGUCUCACAAGCCCACCUUAUCUGGGAGCCAAAAAAAAGCACCAGUUCAGGAGAGAGUUCAGGAGUCCAAGGAGACCGCAUUCGACAUAGCCAUGAUUGGCAGCCAGGGAGGGGAAGAGACUGAUUUCCCACAUUCCCCCGCCAGCGAGGUCGAGGGCCUGGAGAGCUUCAUAAUGUCCAAGGAAGUCCGCAGGGCCCAGGAAAAUGGCCUCACCCUGCUUCACCUCGUGGUGAUUCAAGGAAAUGUGGAGAAGAUGAAGUUUCUGUUGAGUCAGGAGGCCAACGUGGACAGCCAGCUGGUCUGUGGCUACACCCCACUCAUCGUGGUGGUCCAGAAGAGGUUACCAGAGAUCUGCUCGGUUCUAAUAGAGCACGGUGUGGAUGUCAACAUGGCCGACAAAGACGGUUGGUCUCCUCUUCACUUCGCGGCUCAGAAUGGGGAUGACAGGAUUGUGCGCCUCUUGCUGGACCACCAGGCGCAGGCAGACUCCCAAGAACAUGAAGGAUGGACUCCGCUCCACUUGGCAUCUCAGAACAAUUUCGAGAAUGUGGCCCGGGUGCUGCUUUCCCGCCAGGCUGAUCCCAAUUGCCAGGAGAACGAUGGGAGAACUGCCCUCCACGUGGCAGCUUGCUUCGGGCUCAUCAGCCUUGUGAAACUCCUAGCUAGCCAAGGAGCUGACCUAGAGAGGAAGCAGAAGAACCACCGGACCCCACUGCACUUUGCCGUGGAGAGGGGUAAGUUCAGGGUGGUCCAAUACCUGCUGAAGAGUGGGGCAUCUGUCAACUGCCUGGAUGAGAAUCACUACAGUGCCUUGCACAUGGCCGCGGUGAAGGGGAAAUACCUGAUAUGUGAGAAAUUGAUCAAAUACGGGGCCAACGUGGACUUGAGGACGGACAAAGGGUGGACCCCCCUACACCUGGCUUGUUUUAAGGGCCACAUCGAAAUCAUCCGCCUGCUAAGAGACAACCACGCUAAACUGAAUGUCAAAGGAGGCAUGGAUUGGACACCUCUUCACGUGGCCACCCGCUAUAGCGAAGAGUCUGUGGUCUGCGAGCUCCUGAGAAGUGGGGUGGACCCCAACAUCACUGAGAAAUCAGAGUGGACCCCUCUCCACCUCGCAGUCCAGCGGGGUACCUUCCUGAGCAUCAUCAACCUUCUGGAGCACAAAGCAGACAUCAAUGUUAAGAACAAGGUGGGUUGGACUCCCCUGCACCUCGCUGUCCUCAGUGGCAACGUGGCUAUCAUAAAGACCUUAAUCAAGGCUGGUGCUGUGCUGGAGGUGGAGGACAUGACUGGCUGCACGCCCUUCCAGCUGGCCAUUAGGAAUCAGAAGCAAAGCAUUGCUACCUUGCUGCAAGGCCAGGACUUGCCAGUGAAUAACAUGGGGAGCAGGGUGACAUGGAGUGGUGAAAAAGCUUAA